CUGAAGAUCAACGAGAAGUCGACCUCCGUCGUCGUCAUUGCGAAUGAGACAAGGGAGAGGACCCUAGGAAAAGUAAAAGAGGUAAGUAUAAUGGUGCAAGGAGUAACCAUUCCCGUGACGCUAAGGGUCAUAGAGUUCAGAAAUGAGACAUAUCGAGGGGAAGAACUGGAGGUACCGAUCUCACACAACGACAUAGAGGGGUUGGCGCGGCCCGACGAAUUGGAAGUAAGUGAUGACAAGAAUGAAGAUACCUUCGACGAGUUGGAGUAUGAGAGCGAGGACGUAGAAGAGGAGGAAGGGUAUUAUACAGGAGAACGGUCCGAAAAGGAAGAAACAAUAGACAAAAGGAUUCCGAGCCCAGCGGUAUAUCUGACUAUCCUAGAGGAGAUAUCAACGUUGGAAGACGACGAGGAAUAUGAGGACGAGAAACCGAGGAUGGACCUGAUUGGCUUGACAGAAAAGGAACGAGAAGACGCAGAGAAAUGGGAAAGUAGCACCACCGGCGGGGAGGCAGGAAGUCGAGAUGAAGAGUUUGACUUAUCUGGACCGCUGAACGAGGACUUAACUUAUCAGAAUGACGUGGAGGGUGCCACUAAUCUUGAUUCGCUCAACCACCAUCGUAGAAUCUGA
Messenger RNA from Acaulospora morrowiae, 630 nucleotides. Lineage: Eukaryota; Fungi; Glomeromycota; Glomeromycetes; Diversisporales; Acaulosporaceae. The record is from the annotation of a GenBank genome assembly.